AUGUUCCGCAAGAGGGCCUCUGCGGUGGCGCGGCGCUCUGUGGUGAAGACGAUGAACAACACCGGCGACACGGACGAGACCCUCUCGCAGAUCCUCCACGUCUUCCGUGAGAGAGCGGUGCCCUUCUCGGAUGUGGAUGAGACCUUCGAGGAUCGAGCCGCAGCAGCCGUGAGGCGGCCGUCUAUUCUCACUUGCAAAGCCUUCGCCGCCUCACUGGUCUGCCCGAAGAAAUUUCAUCUCCUGCAGAACCGCCCUGAUUUAGUUCCACACAUCUCCAUUGGGGAUGCUGUACAUCUUGACGAUGGAGCGGCAUUUAAUGAACUUGCAAGGCGGUGGGAUAGACUGCAGUUUGGAAGCCGCGCGGUGGUUGUGCAUGAGCGAGACUUUGAUCAGGCUGUGCAGCGAACAGAAAGUGUGCUUGUAAAAUACUUUCAGACCGUAUAUGCACAACUUGGGGAACAGGCACCAACACUAACAAUUCACCGUCCAGCAUUUUCUGCACCAUUUGGAGGGGAUACUUCAUUUGAUGUGAUGAAAAAUCAUCCCUCUGUACUUCGUGCCCGACCAGCGGUACUGCGUUUUCGACCAAAAGAUAAUCAAUGGGUUAUUCUUGAAACUGCUGCUAUUUUAGACCCUUUCAGUAGUGCCGCAAGCCUUGCAAAGUGUUUACAGCGAUUACACUUUACAACACUUGCCUUUCGCUACUGGGUAACACAACCGCAUAUUCCUAUACAAGUACGUAAACGUUUCCUUAAUAUUGACCUUGAUACUGUUACAGAAGAAAAUCUUAAAGGUCAUCGUCUUGAAUCUACUGCACAAGUAGCAGUUCCACUUGAUUUAAAACGCAGUGGUUUUCUUCAUAUUCGACAAUUUUUCCCAGGACCUGUAACAUUAUUAGAUUGUGACCCAUCGCGUCUUGUAAAGUACGUACAGCGACUCUCUUUAGAAGAUUUACUAGAAGCAGAUAUGUGUUCAUCUCAUCGUUCAGGAGGGGCAUUUGAUUUAAGUGGUGUUAGUGGUACUGGAAAUUCGCUUGUAAAAGAAAUACAAACAAAAAUAGAAGCUUUGCAAAAAGUAGGGCAAGAACAUCGUCAUCCUGGUAAUAGUUCAUCUAGUCGAGCUUCUAAAAAGAAGGAUAGUGAAUUAAAGGAACUGUUUAUAUCUCAACAAAAACUUAUGGAAGCUUUAAUUCUCACUCACACUCUUCCUCUUAUUGAGAAAAGUCAUGAUUCCAAAAAUGUGCAGAAGUGGGUUGCUUUUGCAAAUCUUAAUGAUGAAAAAUUGAAACCUACUUUUGCUGACGAAGAAAUAAUUGUAACAGGAGAAAAAGAAAAAGUUACAAAGAAAAAAUCUACAAAUCGUAAAAAGAAUGAAAAAGAAGAGGAAGAGAAAGAAAAAGAGAGUAGUACUACAAGUUGUGAAAAAUGUGUGAGUAUACCAGCGUAUUCGGAAUUUAUAGGUUCUCAUUGCUCCCGUGGUGAGACCUGCCCAUUCUUUACAGAAGGUAUGUGUUUACCAAAUAAAUUUGAGGAUCCACUUCGAAGACGUGAUAAUCAUCUUUUUACAGUUCCCUCUACCGCUGUUUCACGUAAGACAUUAUGGUGGUCGCAAGGUCUUCGUACUGUACGUGAUGUUUUGUAUCAUUACAAAAAGGGAACAAUAAAAUUAACCGCACCGCAACUUCGACACGUAAAAGCUGUUGCUGAAGGUAAAUUAUGUGUAAACCCGAAAGAAAUAGAAGAAUUUUUUUCUAAAAUUCGUUAUCCAGCAUUUUUUAUAGAUUUUGAAGCGACACAGUUUGCUCUUCCACCUUUUGAGAAAGUAGUCGCCUAUCAACCAACCCCAUUUCAGUUUUCUCUUGAUGUUUUUCAGGAGGAUAUAUUAAAUGAGACACCAACACACUACGACUUUCUACACUUUGGAAAAGGAUAUUCACCUAAUGUUGACCCACGUCGUGGUUGCGUUGAGGAGUUAAUGCGUAUUGUACGACUUGAACGUGAAAAAAAGAAAAAUUCUAUGAUAGCAUCAGGAGAACUGGAUCGUAUAGAAAAGCAAAAGAAACAGCAAGAAGAAGAAGAUUCAAAAGGAAAGAAAAGACGUGGAAAGCAAUCUUUAAAAUCAAAGAAUUUAAAUAUUACAAAGAAUAAUCCCUUACAAGAACCCGUGAAUCCAUAUGAUGGUUGUUUUAUUGCUCAUUUUGCUAGUUUUGAAAAAUCAUGUCUGGAGAAAUUAGGUCAAUUAAUGGAUGAACACAAGGAAGAUAUUAAACAAUUUUACUUUCUUGAUACCUUAGAUCUCUUUAAACGUGGUUUUGUUCACCCAAAUGCCCAUGGUUCUAAUUCUUUAAAAAAAGUUCUCCCCGCACUAUGCCCAGACUUUCAAUAUGGUGUAUUUGGUGAGGAAGCCUGUAGUGAUGAUAGUAACGCCAGUGCGUCUGAUACCGAUGGUGCUAGUGGCGGUAGACAAGAUGAACAAAAGGGUGAAAAUGCCAUGGGAGUAUAUCGAUUAUGGUAUCAUCAUGAGGGUGGAGGAUCACUGAAGGAUUUGCAGCAAAUCGCUUCUAGAGAUCAUCAACGAAAACAAAGUGUAAGUGGUACAGGAGAAAAACAACAAGAGCAAAUGCCACAUUUAACAGCAGUACCUCCAGCCCGACAGGAUAUUCGUGAUAAAGCGUGGGCAAUGCUGCGAAUACAAUUGUUGGAAUAUUGUUCAUUAGACACAAAGGCAUUGUAUGAAAUAAUGCGGCAAGUUUGGCUUGAGAAGGAGGCGGUGAAGGGUAUAAAGACAGAUAAGGGUGGUUGGGUUAUGGCAGAGCCACUCCCACGAGAACAUAAUUUCUAA
This is a messenger RNA of Trypanosoma theileri, 2841 nucleotides long. RefSeq lists its product as uncharacterized. The record is from RefSeq and is a predicted model, not a curated record. The coding region runs from base 1 to 2841 and encodes 946 amino acids. NCBI's taxonomy places the organism in Eukaryota, Euglenozoa, Kinetoplastea, Trypanosomatida, Trypanosomatidae. The transcript has a single exon.